GACAAAUACAAUCUUAACUCAUUUGUCGCUGUCAUUCUCGCACACCCGUGGUGAAAAUUGCCUUCACCACUGAGGGGGAAGGUUAUCUCCCAGGGUGGGCAAGGAAGAUGUCAAAGAAGAAGCACAAAAAGUCGAGGCACAGAACACAUUCACCGAAGGAGGAGGAUGAGAAGAGUGCAAAUAAACACCGGAGAGUGGCAACUGAUAAAAUCGAAGCAGGCAAUCAUGACCAUCAUGGCCCACUGACGUCUGAGGACCGCAAAAGAAAAACAGAGAAUCGGGACAAGAUCUUGCCCCCACCCAAAAAGCCCAGUCCAGAGGAAGGCCGCGAGGUCAAAAAGCCUGUCUACCGCCUCGCCGCCACAGCUGGGGAAAAAGACAGCCGAAAAAGGGAAGAGGACAUCGUACCAAAGAGAGAACACCACAGGAGACAUGAAGAGAGACACGGUGAAAAGAAACUCUCGGAAACAUCCCACGCGGCUUCCACCAAAGACCGCAAAAGAACCCUGUCUAGCUCUGAGACGAGCCAGUCUCAACCCCGCAGCAGCACCUCGUCCCCACAGAAGAGCAAAGCCAGCCGGCACCACACUCAGGAAGGAUGUACUGUGUCAGGGGCCAGAGCAAGUCGCAGCACUGCCGCUAGCGCUACUGCUAGCGCUUCCGCUAGGACUGCCGCUAGGACUGCCGCUAGCCCUGCAAAAAGUGCCUCUGUUGAUCUGCAGGAGCAGAGGACGAAGUUGGUGAAAAGGAGGACAGAGGGGGAGGACCCAGAGCCUCCAGCCAAGACCUCCAGGAGCACCCCGACCCUGCGGCGGCAGUCCGAGGAGUUGAGGGAGGAGAGGAAGAAGCUGGUGGAGAGAAGGAGGUCCACGGAGGAGGUCGAGGCCAAGGCAUCAUCAACAAAGCAGGAGAAAGGGGUCACACAAGGGAAGACUCGGAAGAGUAACACAUUAGCGUCUUCUUUUUCCUCUUCCUCUUCCUCUUCCUCCUCAGCCAAACUCAGUGGUUCAGCCCAACCGGACUCAGGUUCCACGGUACAGCAGGCUCCAAGAACCUCCGCAUCAGGGACGGAGAGUCAUGCCUCUCCCAAACCACAGCCCUCCAUCAGCUUCAGGAUCCCCAAAAAGCCCAGUGCUCCUCCUCCACCACGGGUAAACAUCUGGGAGCAGGAUGACGAGAGCACGGAACAGCCUGACAUUACUCCCACUAAACCCCUCUCUACAGCCAAGGCAGCCCACAUCACUGCUUCUUUCAUACCACGCUCUUUAACUAAAGCAAGGCCGCUUAUUACCUCUUUUAAACCCUUAUCUUUAACUAAAACAUCGCAGGUUACUGCUUCUUUCAAACCUCUCUCCACAGCAAAAACAAGUCAGACUACUGCUUCUUCCAAACCCCUCUCGACAACUACACCAGUACAGGCUACUGUGUCUUUCAAACCCCUUCCUAUUACUAAAGCAGUCAGCGCUACUGCUCCUUCCAAACCCCCUCCUAUUACUAAAGCAGCCAGAGCUACUGGUCCUUCCAAACCCCCUCCUAUUACUAAAGCAGUCAGCGCUACUGCUCCUUCCAAACCCCUUCCUAUUACUAAAGCAGCCAGAGCUACUGCUCCUUCCAAACUCCUUCCUAUUACUAAAGCAGUCAGAGCUACUGCUCCUUCCAAACCCCUCUCUACGACAGGAGCAGGUCUUGCUUCUAUUUCACCUAAACCACCUUCCACACCAAGAGCAGGUCCAGCUUCUACUGGUCCACUUACACCUGUCUCCACAACCAAAUCUGGCCAGAAUGCUGCUUCUUUUAAACCUUUCUCAGAGCAGGCUGCUGCUUCACCUCAGCCACUCUCCACACCAAGAGCUGCCCAGGCUGUGGAUCGGACACCCCCCACAUAUACACCCCAGCAGCCUGAGAAGGACAAUAAUGUUCCACGGGGAUUCUACUCCGUGGCUGCAUCUUUCAGUACACCUGGACAUCCCCCUGUGCAAGCCCAGGCUGGUGUGGAUGCCCAUCCCUCAUUCUGGAGUCCACAGACAGUGCCAGAACCUUCAUUUAUUUUGCAAGAGGACAAUCAUGACAAUGAUCAAGAGAUGCAGCUGCUGGAGGAGCUCCAGCAGGCCCGUUGUGAGCAUCUAUUAGAGGUGAACGUGGUUGAGAGUUACGGGGAGCUGACUGCUAUGGAUAUUGAUCCACCAGAAGAGGGCACCGCACCCACAUCAAUGCUCAGCAAAGAACUCAUACAGCAAGACCUCCUCAUCGUCUUGGACACCAACAUCCUGCUGAGUCACCUGGACUUGGUGAAAAAGAUCCGCUCACAGGGUCUCAGGAGUUUGGGCUUCCCCACCAUGCUCAUCCCCUGGGUGGUGCUGCAGGAGCUGGACGCCAUAAAGAACGGCAAGCUGACCAACGCGGUGACGCGUCGGGCCACGCCGGCCGUCAACUACAUCUACAACUGCCUGAAGAACCAGGAGCCCCGCCUCUGGGGACAGUCCAUGCAGCAGGCCUCGCUGGCCCUCUGUGGGCUGAAAACUGAGAAUAAUGAUGAUCGUGUUCUGCAGUGCUGUCUGCAGUACCAGAAGCUCUACCCAAAAAGUGGUCUCAUCCUCUGCACGAAUGAUAAGAACCUGUGCAGUAAGGCAGUAUUAAGUGGGGUCAGGGCUCUCAGUAAGGCAGACCUGCUGCAGGAGGUGGACAGACUCAAGGCAGGGGUCCUCAGCACCACGCCCACAGCUGACCAGCGCAUUGCCUGUCCCGGCUGGCCGCCUGCCGAGAAAGAUGAGAGCAGGAGCAGGGAGGAGGCCAAGUCCAAAAGCGAGAGGGCCGAGCGGGCUGUGGAGGAGGAGGAGGAGAGGAGGCGAGCGCUGGCGGCCGCUCGAGAGCUGAGUGAGUCGGUGUGUGUCCUGGAGGACACCCUGAAGGACGUGCUGUCGGCCAUCCUCCAGCAGGAGAUGAAGGAGGCCUAUGGAGACCUCUGGACAGAGAUUGUGUACCUGAAACCUCCCUGGAGUCUGAGCCAUGUGUUGCAGUGUGUGAAGAAGCACUGGAUCGCCGUGUUUGGAAGCAUCGUCCAGCGUGGGCUUCAGAGCUACAUCAGCCAGCUCAACGACUGCCUAUGCACAAAUAAGACGGUGGACCGUGAGCGUAUGCUGCAGGCUCUCUCUCUGGCAGUGGAGCUCCUGACAGGCUUCAGCAGCAGGAGUCACUACAGCGGCCUCCUCCCCCAGAGCCUGAACACCCUCCAGGGGCUCCUGCAGCACCUCCAGCCCCAGCCAUCGAGGUGUCCAAAGGCAGAUGAUGACUCUGUUAUGUUGGAGGUGGAGGAGGCCUCGCAGGAGACUCCUGUGACCCACCAGGAUGUGUGGCAGUUGUUUGAGAACAUCUGGAGCAACCUGUUGGGGCACAGCGCCGAUGUGUUCACAGCCCUCCAGUUCACGCCGAGCUCCAUGGAAACGCCCCCGUCUAGAAAAUCUUCUCUGUCUUCCCAGGAUGCACUCUGUGAACUCCAGAAGCUCGGUGUGGCUGUUGCACAACUGCUGCAGUGUUUUGAGAGGCUUCUCUCGGCUGACUGCUCAGUGAAUGAUGCCCAGUCUCUACUCACCUUCAUAGAGGCCACGAAGGUUGCUGCUCUCGAGCCUCGCUUCACUGCUCAGGCCCUAUGUGAUUGUCUGUCACAGCAAGAGUACAGGCAGAAGCUGUGUACGGGUGGCAGCCAGCUGCUGCAGCUGCAGGUGGAUCUGGAGAGGUGUGCUGCCGGAGUGGAGCAGGCGUGGAGCUGAUGACCACUUCCUGUCCCAACCUCCCCGAUCCCUCUCCACCAUCAACAAAACCACUUACCUUAUCCCCUACUAACAACCCUGGACCUGGGACAGACUUUGUCCAAUUUCCCCCUUAAAUCAAAAUCCAACCCCCCCAUUCAUUCUCCCUAACCCUAUGUACAAACUGUCAUAGGCAGUAUAACUCAUGAAAUUAAUUUUGAAACAACCUGGACUACUACUAAAAGCCACCUAGUCUUAAAUCUCCCCCAUCGCUCAAGUAGACACCAAGAGCCCAGAGCUGAUGUCGUUCUCCUCUGCCACAACAUCUUGUUUCCCGUUCGUAAAACUUUAUGAGAAAUCACAGGGCUGCACAAGAGCUCGUCUGAAAUGAUUCAGGAAACCUCGGGGUUGAGUCGAGCAGCUUGCAAGUUAUUAGUUGCCGUUUUUUGUCUCGCGUUGUUGUUGGUUUUCAACGUAGCCAGUAUAUCAGGGACCAUAUCUUUAAAAAGCCAACAGUGCCAAUGCAAGAUCUUUAGCAGGACCUCUGCUUGUUAUCACUUCUUAUCGUCUUCCACCCAGAUCAAUUACCCUCUGGGGUUUAGUCUGACCUGGCUGAAGAGUAGCUGGGAUCUCCUGAGCAAAAAAAAAGGGCUUGAAACCUGUCCAGUAGUGUGUUAUGUUCUGGAACAUUCUUGACCGUCUCCUGUUUUGAAAACUCUGCUCGCCUGAGUUCUGUUCUUGGCUGCCGCAGCGCUGGCUCCGCCGAGACGGAGACGGGGCUGAGUGGAGUGCACAUGCACGCCCAGGCCACACGUGCCAUUUCCUGCGGGCGAAUAGUGAAGCCUGCCCCGAGACGGCCCCAGGUCUCUGCUUUGACGUUCGCCCUUUUGUGGCCACGCGGGUUACAUAACAGCACUCUCUCUCUCUCUCUCUCUCUCUCUCCGAGCCUGGCAGCCAAUCAGCCAGAAGAGGUAUGCGAGUGAUGUCACAAUGGAGCCUCGGAUGCAGCUCAGCCACUUUUGUUUCUUUGCAUUUUCUUCUGUUGUGGUUGUUCUUUUUCUCCUGGGAGUUGGCUAUGCAUUAUACCUCAAACGACAAAGUCUGAAAACAUUUUUUUUUUUUUUUUUACGUUUAUAUUUUAUGAGAUUUACACUGCUCAGGUUCGAUGUAGAUAAACCAAGUUUGAACAUUUGUUUUGUUUUUUAUCAUGAAUAAAUUAUAAAUUGUAUGCCCUUUGUUUACUGUAAUUUAGUAUUAACUUGGAGACUGUUCUUCACUACAAACUGUAAAUAGUUUUAUGUAAAUGCACUUUUUUGAGAAGUUUGUUUUCAAUAAAAACAAAUG
Molecule: messenger RNA, 5090 nt
Organism: Sardina pilchardus (European sardine)
Lineage: Eukaryota; Metazoa; Chordata; Actinopteri; Clupeiformes; Clupeidae
Gene: swt1
Product: SWT1 RNA endoribonuclease homolog
Exons: 18
Coding region: 108-3767 (1219 amino acids)
Cellular component (GO): nucleus
Source: RefSeq, a predicted model, not a curated record